Molecule: messenger RNA, 480 nt
Organism: Alternaria burnsii
Lineage: Eukaryota; Fungi; Ascomycota; Dothideomycetes; Pleosporales; Pleosporaceae
Exons: 1
Coding region: 1-480 (159 amino acids)
Source: RefSeq, a predicted model, not a curated record
AUGGGCGCGAAGUCGGAUCACACCCAGGGCAUCGAAAAAUCGGACUCGACUGAUGCCAACAUGAACACCAAGGUUCACAGAAACCAUGUCGGCUCUGACGAGACACCACCAAUAUACUACGACGCUGAGCCAUCAGCCCAGCCACCAAGCUACCAUAAUUACCAAUCCACUUCGCCUAAUGAACUGCAAAAGAGGCCUGCAUCACGACCUAAGCCCAGAGAUCAACACAGCACUGGCGCACCCGCAAGUACCAUCGCGGCAGUCCUUGGUUCUGAAUAUACCGAUUUAGACGCUCAGCGACGAGCAGACCGCAAGAAGAAAACGUUUCGCGAGCGCUGGAACGAUUUCAAAGAAAGAAGUCUUAGAGCCUAUGAUGUUUCCGAGGACAGGGCUGGAGCGGCGAGUGCGGCCGAGUGGAAUGUGCAGGGUGGAAGACUGAGUGGAGGACUGGCGACACCGUAUCGGAGAAAGGGGAAGUAA